Brachypodium distachyon (stiff brome) is the source of this 1527-nucleotide messenger RNA. NCBI's taxonomy places the organism in Eukaryota, Viridiplantae, Streptophyta, Magnoliopsida, Poales, Poaceae. The record is from the annotation of a RefSeq genome assembly.
AUGGGUUUGCCUUGGUAUCGUGUUCAUACUGUCGUAUUGAAUGAUCCGGGUCGAUUGCUUGCGGUGCAUAUAAUGCACACAGCUCUAGUUUCUGGUUGGGCUGGCUCGAUGGCUUUAUACGAAUUAGCGGUUUUUGAUCCCUCUGAUCCUGUUCUGGAUCCAAUGUGGAGACAAGGUAUGUUCGUCAUUCCCUUCAUGACUCGUUUAGGAAUAACAGAUUCGUGGGGUGGUUGGAGUAUUUCAGGAGGAACUGUAACAAAUCCGGGUAUUUGGAGUUAUGAAGGUGUGGCAGGUACGCAUAUUGUGUUUUCUGGCUUGUGUUUCUUGGCAGCUAUCUGGCAUUGGGUAUAUUGGGACCUAGCAAUAUUCUCUGAUGAUCGGACAGGAAAACCCUCUUUAGAUUUGCCCAAGAUCUUUGGAAUUCAUUUAUUUCUUGCAGGGGUGGCUUGCUUUGGCUUUGGGGCAUUUCAUGUAACGGGUUUGUAUGGUCCUGGGAUAUGGGUGUCCGAUCCUUAUGGACUAACUGGAAAAGUACAAGCUGUAAAUCCGGCGUGGGGUGCAGAAGGUUUUGAUCCUUUUGUUCCGGGGGGAAUAGCUUCUCAUCAUAUUGCUGCGGGUACAUUGGGUAUAUUAGCGGGCCUAUUCCAUCUUAGUGUCCGUCCCCCUCAACGUCUAUACAAAGGAUUACGUAUGGGCAAUAUUGAAACUGUACUUUCCAGUAGUAUUGCUGCUGUUUUUUUUGCAGCUUUCGUAGUUGCUGGAACUAUGUGGUAUGGGUCAGCAACCACCCCAAUCGAAUUAUUUGGGCCUACUCGUUAUCAGUGGGAUCAGGGAUACUUUCAGCAAGAAAUAUAUCGAAGAGUUAGCAAUGGUUUAUCCGAAAAUCUUAGUUUAUCAGAAGCUUGGUCUAAAAUUCCCGAAAAAUUAGCCUUUUAUGAUUAUAUUGGUAAUAAUCCAGCAAAAGGGGGAUUAUUCAGAGCAGGCUCAAUGGACAAUGGGGAUGGAAUAGCUGUUGGAUGGUUAGGACAUCCCGUCUUUAGAGAUAAAGAAGGACGCGAGCUUUUUGUACGCCGUAUGCCUACUUUUUUUGAAACAUUUCCGGUUGUUUUGGUAGAUGAAGAGGGAAUUGUGAGAGCGGACGUUCCUUUUAGAAGAGCAGAAUCCAAAUAUAGUGUUGAACAAGUAGGCGUAACAGUAGAGUUCUAUGGUGGCGAACUUAAUGGAGUAAGUUAUUCUGAUCCUGCUACUGUAAAAAAAUAUGCGAGGCGUUCUCAAUUAGGGGAAAUUUUUGAAUUAGAUCGGGCUACUUUGAAAUCGGAUGGUGUUUUUCGCAGCAGUCCAAGGGGUUGGUUCACUUUUGGUCAUGCUACCUUUGCUUUGCUCUUCUUUUUCGGACACAUUUGGCAUGGCGCUAGAACCUUGUUCCGAGAUGUUUUUGCUGGUAUUGAUCCAGAUUUGGAUGCUCAAGUGGAGUUUGGAACAUUCCAAAAAGUUGGAGAUCCUACUACAAGGAAACAGGCAGUCUGA